Molecule: messenger RNA, 318 nt
Organism: Mucor velutinosus
Lineage: Eukaryota; Fungi; Mucoromycota; Mucoromycetes; Mucorales; Mucoraceae
Gene: NdufA6
Product: ndufa6 NADH-ubiquinone oxidoreductase subunit
Exons: 3
Coding region: 1-318 (105 amino acids)
Source: RefSeq, a predicted model, not a curated record
AUGGGAAAAGUGCAAAAGAAAGCUGAGAAAAAGAAGAGUGUAUCCAAAUAUGCCAAUGCAGAAUACGAACCACAAAAUGCCAAGGAACGUAUUGAACAUGAAUUGCAUUUACUCAACGUUCGUAAGCAAGCCAUCACAAGCACCAAAGCACCUACAGUACAUAAAGUUAAAAAGGCUACUACAAAGCGAGGAGUCAGUGCAAAGAAGCAAAAGAAAUUGGCUAGAGCUCUUAUGGUGGCAGACAAAGAAGAAAAGAGAAUCGAAAUAGCACAAUCAAAAGCAGAGAAGCGCAAACUUGGAAAGCAACUUUGGGAUUAG